Talaromyces stipitatus ATCC 10500 is the source of this 1146-nucleotide messenger RNA. Its product is annotated as integral membrane protein, putative. The record is from RefSeq and is a predicted model, not a curated record. Lineage: Eukaryota; Fungi; Ascomycota; Eurotiomycetes; Eurotiales; Trichocomaceae. The transcript has 3 exons. The coding region runs from base 1 to 1146 and encodes 381 amino acids.
AUGGCUACGGCCACCAUUCCAGGCAGCAAUGCAAUGACACCCAAUCCUACUGUGAACAAUGUCAACCCAAUUGCUGUUAAGCAAAUCAUCGCGAGUGUGGUGUUGCCGGUUUUGGCUGUGAUCGCCACUGGAAUGAGAUUUUGGGCACGGCGCAUUAUUCGAGUCACUCCUUCAGUCGAGGACUGGUUGAUUGUCGUAGGUCUUAUAUGGACGAUUGGAUAUGCGGUGGUCAAUAUAUUGUUGGUUACCAUCGGCGGAGUUGGAUGGUCAAGUACGGUCCUGGUGGAGAGUGAACAGCUAAAUCGCGUUACGAUUGAGCUCAAGCUAACACUCGCCGGUCAAGUCGUCUAUGCUCUCGCCCUCGGAUGUAUCAAAGCUAGUAUAUGCCUACAGCUCAUUCGACUCUUUUGGAUAGACAAACUGUUUCGCUACUUGGGAUUCGUCUUAUUGGCUCUAUCAAUCGGUUGGGCACUACAAACUAUGCUCAUUGGAUUUCUCAUUUGCCGUCCAAUUUCCCAUAACUGGAACACGAACAGUCCUGGCACUUGCGGAGACCUACAUGCAGCGUAUAUCUCGGUUGGCAUCGUAGAUGCAGUCACGGACGGACUUAUAUUCCUCCUACCUAUCCCCAAAAUUGGAUCGCUCCAAUUGCCAAAUCGCACCAAACUUGCCACGAGCGCAAUCUUUGCCCUUGGUCUACUGACUAUCGCCUCCGGAAUCGUACGCACAGUUCAGGUAGCACACCUUCAGUUUGAUCCGAACGACACUGGUGCCGAAGUCGAUCUAUGCGUGUGGUCCGUGGUCGAACCCAGCGUGGGAAUUAUUGUCGCCUGCAUGAUUGUUAUGCGGCCACUCUUCCUUCGUUUCGGCGAGAAGUUUCUUUCAUGGGGGCCGUGGACCACACGGCGCAGUAACCCGAUGAAUAGUUACGAUUCCUCGAAGAUAGUGCACACCGAUCAGUCCAUCAGCCGCAAUCAUCAGUUCGUUAAGCUUGGACCCAAAUCCGACGCCAUUCCACUCAAUAGCAUGGGUUCCUCUCAUGACGUUACGAUGUAUGUACGAGCCAGUGACGACCACGCUUCUGAUAAAAGUCAUUACCAGACGAUCUCGGCAUCCAAAAAGCAGAAACCUGUGAAUGUAGUGUGA